AUGAUGAUGGAACCAAUCCUUGAAGCGCCGACUCUGCGUCGCUGUGCAUCCGACGGUCUGAUCCUUCGGACCAAGGCGGCGAUCCAGCCAAUGCCUCCUGCUCGCCGUCGCAAGAGCGAGUCCGAUGCUCUGCCAGCCCGCAAGCGAAGAAGAGUCCGCAUUCAAUUAGAGCCACUUCAGGUAGUUGAAGGGCAAGGACAACUCCCCAACAAACAAAUCUGCUGGUACUCCAAGGAAGACCUUGUCACUUCCCGUCGGACUGCCCGCAAACUUUCUCGCCAGGUCAACCCUGAUCAGGUUUUGAUGGAAACCUUUGACAAGGCAUGGACGCCAGCUGCAGCUGAACAUGACAACAUGAAUGAAAACAGCUCGCAACAGAAUGACAGCAGCAGUGACAUUACCAGUGCCGCUGUCAAGGUACUCAAGCACUCCAGUGCGUUCUGGAAACAGCGCGGUCUGGAGCGCUUGUCGAAGGGGCAUUCCAUCUCUCGUAGCAUUCAAGUCUGCUCAGUGAAGUCGGCUGUCCUCUUGGAGCAAUCUUGUCAAUAUCUGGAGGGCGUCAAAGAUCCAGAGCGUCUGGCACUAGCCAGCCUCAAGACUUCCAGGCCUUCGCAGCAAUUUGCACACAUGCUGGCCAUGGCAGACGCCGCCAUGGCCGAACGCAUUCAUCAGGAACGAACAACCGCCGCACCAACCGCGUGA
Molecule: messenger RNA, 702 nt
Organism: Seminavis robusta
Lineage: Eukaryota; Bacillariophyta; Bacillariophyceae; Naviculales; Naviculaceae
Source: the annotation of a GenBank genome assembly